Molecule: messenger RNA, 438 nt
Organism: Angiostrongylus costaricensis
Lineage: Eukaryota; Metazoa; Nematoda; Chromadorea; Rhabditida; Metastrongylidae
Source: the annotation of a GenBank genome assembly
CUGUUCCCCCAAAAAACAUCAUUCGACCAUUUCCUAUGGCAACGAAGAAUUUCUCAUGUUCAGGAACUCAGCUGCAAACACAACUUUUGCGUACAAUGUUUAGCCCAAUAUACAGGAACCCUAUGUCCCGCCCCAAUUUGCGCUGGCACAAGAUCAUCUGAUGUUAUCGUCGAUGAAAUGGCCGGAAACACAACGACGCAGAUUGCCUUUGGGUCUCAUACAAUGUCCGUAUUAGACUUGGAAGAUAGACAAAGAUGUGAUGCCCGACGAGGAGCAUUCGCAUGCGUGAAUGUGGCCAGAAUGCAUCUUAUCAACUGCCGACAUCGAAUUUGCUAUGAUUGUUUAACCGAGAAGAUAGAGCAGAAUGUACACAACAACAAAUUAUUUCGCAAAGUAAACAUAGACCUCUGUCUUUAUAAAGGAGAAACCUCACUGUAG